Molecule: messenger RNA, 3533 nt
Organism: Thunnus maccoyii (southern bluefin tuna)
Lineage: Eukaryota; Metazoa; Chordata; Actinopteri; Scombriformes; Scombridae
Gene: xkr5a
Product: XK related 5a
Exons: 7
Coding region: 327-2270 (647 amino acids)
Biological process (GO): phosphatidylserine exposure on apoptotic cell surface; apoptotic process involved in development; engulfment of apoptotic cell
Cellular component (GO): plasma membrane
Source: RefSeq, a predicted model, not a curated record
AAGACACAGAAACCCAACUUGUGACCUCUCUUUGUAGGAGGAAAUUUAAAGAAUGAUGCUUAAUUAGAUCGAUAAGUAGGAUAAGAGGGCAUUCGUGAUUUGGAUAAGUGAUCAGGAAGUGGAGAAUAGGUCAAGUUUCCUAGGUGGAGGGAAGGUGAGCUCUGUACAGUAAGAUAGUCACUGAUGCCCCUUUAAAAACCGCGCAGUGACGUCAGAUAUUUUUGACAGGGGGCAGGCAGCGGGAGAAGAAAGGAGCGGAUGCACUCAGGGUGAAGGAUGCCCAGGAUAAUGUCACCCGUUUGUUCCCUCUCCCACCUAGCCGUGUCAUGAUAAACGCUGCUGGGGCGCUCGCCCGCAGGAUGCCGUCGGCGGCCCGGCGGAGCGGAUGCUGGAUAGCGUGGUGCCAGGCGGCGCUGCUCGGCGUGUCGGCGCUGGUUAUCGUGGCCGAACGGACCGCUCUGUUCUACUGUAUAGGAUUUUACCUUUGGAACGAGGAGACGCAGUGGGCUGGCCUCACUCUCGGCCUCUUUCUACCGGGGACGGCAGUUCAGCUGUUAAGUGUGAAAUGGUACUAUGAUGAUGGUGAUGACAGGCGAUGCUACCUCUCUGUCAUACACAUACUGCACUUGGGCAUCUUCAAAAGGUUAUGGGACUGCAUGAGGUCUGUGUUAUACAUGCAGGGCUCAGUGGCUGAGCUCGGUGCUGCCGUCAUGCAGCAGGCGGAUGUUGCUGCCCUUUGGCUUCUGGAGGCCCUCGUCCUCACGCUGCCUCAGAGUCUGCUGCAGGCAUAUAUCGUGGUGUCUACUGAUGUGGGCAUCAUGUCCCCAGUGGCCUAUUGCUGUGGUCUGUGUGUGCUGUCUAUUUCCUGGGCCCUGGUGUUGUACAGCCGAGCCUGCUGUCUGAUCCGGCCAGGCCACCUGGCCAUGCCUCCGGCUGCCCUGCUGUGCCAGCUGGUGUGGAGGGCAGGCAUGCUGGGUGCCAGGGUGACCUGCCUCAUGUUCUUUGCCAGAGUCUUUAACUGGUGGGUCUGUGGAGUAGCAGGUUUUCACUGGCUCACAGCCUCCUUCUGGCUGGUAUCACAGCAACCAGACAUCUGCACCGGCCCUUGGUGUUGGCGUGCCUUUAAUGCCAUCAUGGGGCUCGUCCACGUCUUCCUCUUCCUUAACGUCAAAGACGGACCAUCGCGCUUCCGCAUGGCCAGUUUUUAUGCAUUCAUGCUUGUCGAGAACGCCACUCUGCUGCUGGCCGCCUCCGACUUCCUCAGCGAAGCAUCAUGGGACAACAUGACCCUCCCCACCACUGUGUUGUGCAGCUUUCUUCUCGGCGCUACCUCUCUAGUCCUCUACUACCGGUUCCUCCACCCCAAGUCAACAGAGAUCUCCCAGGGCACGAACCACAACCACAUGGGCAGCACGUGUAUAGAACGGGGGGAGUCUUCCUUCUCUCUUGGAGACAAAAGCAUGCCAGUUCCCUCCAUACAAAACCAUGGUAGCUUCUCCCUCUCAGGUGUGGCUGGUUCCCUGCUGGAGCACCCGGGUACCUGUAGGGGUAGGCCUAACAGCUCCUGCCCUUGCUACCAUCACCACUGGCUUCUUAUCCGACUGGCCCUGAAAACAGGUGACCUGGGGAAGAUCAACAGAGCGUAUGGGGCCGGCGGAGCAGCAGCUAUACUCGACAUGGAGGAGUACAACCAAGAGUUUAAGAGUAACGAGGGCAUCACUAUCACGGCAGGAGGCAGCUGUGAGGGCGUCUCUACCUCUGAGUCUCAGGGGAAAGGCCUGGCACCACUUUCAGACUGCAAAGAUGAGUUCCAGAGUGUGAGCGAACCCACGUCGAACGAACAACCUGAAGAAGAGGAAGACAGUCUGGAGAUGGAGAGCCCGCUGGAGUCGCCCGAAUCGGAUUUCAAACGCAGCUCACCAGAGGGCAAGUCUGUAUUUGGAGACAGUCCAGAGCCGUACUUCUGCCCCACCGAGUCAAGUUCAACGCUGUAUUUCAGUGCUGAUCCUCAGUCUCCCAGCAGCACCAGUAACCACCGUUUGGACCGGGACAUUGGGGGUCUGGAACAGGGUGUGCGUCUCAAUUCCAUCCCUAGCGAUCCAUCCCUUCACAGAGAUGUCCGUGGGCUAAUGGGCAGGGUUGGACCACGCUUCACUUCCACACCUAAACUAGACUCUGGAGUGCAGGACUCUCCCUCCAGUGUCCCUCACCUCACAGGUCCCAGGAGGCAGCUCAUAAUGUCCCGAAGAGAUGAAGAUGAUAAUUUCUAGCUUUCUCAUGACAGAAUCAGGGAAAAAGUAACAGCAACUUAUCCAACAAUAAAGGAGUACACCAGCUUUUUAAGUGUUUUAAGAUGAAAAGGCUGGCGGAAAUUUCACUUCUAUGUGUUUGUAUAUUUAGAACACUGUGGGGCAUAGUAUAUAUGCAAACAAUUCUGGGAUAAUGCUAAGCUAACCUGUACUUUUCUUAGACCAUUAACAAUUUUCUAAGAGCAACACAUUGCCCAAAUGCUGGACGCACAGAGGUGAAACCUUUGACAGUGUUUUCAUCAGACAUAAAGAAGAUAAUUAACGAGCUAAUCGGUGGUGUAUGGAGCUCAGACACACCUUCUACUCUCAUGUUCAACAAACAUUUGUUUCAAUUCCUUUGGCAGCAAUUACCUUAAGUCUCAAGAAUAUUGCUGUGUCACAAUAUUGGCUCUGUCAGAUUGUAAUUAUAUAUUAAGGAAGCAGCCAUGAGUUAUAUCAAUAAACGUCAUUAGAUAUAUGCAGCUGCUUCAUGAUCUCGGACAACUUGUGGUCUUUAUAUUACAAAAUGAAGCUGCUGUUAUUCAUGUUAAUCAAUGCCAGUCGUUAUGAGAAUAGAGAUAUUAUUCCUAGAUCUUAAGGGCGCAGAAGUGUCUAAAUCUCAACCAUUUCAGCGCGGGCCAGAGCUUUGUUGGCUUCUUAAAAGCACAAGUAUCCUUUGUACCAUAUGUCUAUUGCUGUGAAUUUUUUGUUAUUCCCAUUUAAAAAGACACUUCCCUCAGAGAACAACAUAUUGUAUUUUUUGUAUAAUCAUGUCAACUGGCAUUGCUUUAAGCAGGGCUAGUGUGUCAACCUGGCGAAACUGUGUUUGAUGUGUUAACUUUAUUUACAUGUUGACCAUGUAAUUUCUGAAAUGUUUUUUGACUUUACAUUAUGUUGAAGGGAAAAAAAACGUCUCAGGCACUGACUUUAAAAAGCUUUCAAAUGUCAAUAAUGUGAAACAAAAUGAUGAAAAGAUGCUUAUGAGAUACUUGUAGUGACUUUUUUAUGUGAUCCUGAUUGCUAUUUCUAGGUAAAAGAUGCAUUUUUGCUCAUUGCUGUUGCUGUAAAAGGGAUGAAAUCCACAAACAAAGUAGUGACAUGAUGCUAGGUUUUCUCUUGCAACUAAGUGACUGCCCUAUAUGACAUUUGAACUGUGAAGUGCAAGGCCACUGGUGGCUUUAAAUAAGCAAUAAAUAGCCUACAUAUUUGGGUGAGUGGAUUAAAGGUGUUUGUAAUUAUUUAAAA